CUUCUAGGCUUCUACCGAUUCUCCACUGCUAUUGGUUGAGGCGGAAAAGGGGCUGGAGCUUUGCGUUCCCCGUCUCUCCUCUCAGAUCCUCUCAUCCAGGAGCGACGCGGAGACAAUAGGACUGGAACUAAAGAAGCCUGCGAAAGGGCAGCGGUCCGCUGAACAAGGAGCAUUUACCGCUAGACCAGGUGUCAAUAGCACAAUAAGGAGAAUUUGAGUGCCGACGGCGAAGAUACAUUUUUACAUCGAACCGUAAAGCUAUGCGCUACUGUCAUCCUCACGAUUUGUUAUUUUUUUAUCUGGCUUGACUUGGCUGACUUCAGAGCCCUUGUAUGUUGGACGGAUUGAAUGUGACACAAGCCGUUAGCCACCGCCGUUGUCCUGCCCGUGAGUCCGUCCCCUAAACCUGUCCCCCUGUUCUUGUCCGUCCCCUAACCCGGUCCCCAGUAUGAGUUCGUCUCCGCUGGGUUCCCGUGGCAACAUGGACAUUCUGGAGGAGCUGCAGCUGAUCGCAGCACAGAACCUGGAGAGGUUAGAGGUCAACAAGUACUACGAGGUCAUCAGGGAGCUUGGCAAGGGCACUUACGGCAAGGUGGACCUGGUCAUACACAAGAUCAGAGGCACCAAGAUGGCCCUGAAGUUCCUGAGGAAGAAGACGACCAAGCUGAAGUCGUUCCUGAGGGAGUACAGCAUCUCUCUCUACCUUUCUCCCUGUCCCUUUAUCAUUAACAUGUUUGGGAUUGCCUUCGAGACUGACGACUACUACGUGUUUGCCCAGGAGUAUGCCCUGUCCGGGGACCUCUUCGACAUCAUCCCUCCACAAGUGGGUCUCCCAGAGACGGUUGCUAAGCGCUGUGUGCACCAGGUUGCCAUCGCCCUGGACUACCUUCACUGUAAGAAGUUGGUGCACCGUGACGUCAAGCCUGAGAACAUUCUCAUCUUUGACCGUGAGUGCCGCAAGGUCAAACUGUCUGACUUCGGCAUGACGCGCCGCGCUGGCUCACCAGUCAAACGGGUCAGCGGUACCAUCCCCUACACGGCUCCGGAGCUGUGCGACACGUCUCGCCAUGAGGGCUUCUGCGUGGACUACAGCACGGAUGUGUGGGCUUUUGGCGUCCUCCUCUUCUGCAUGCUGACCGGUAACUUCCCCUGGGAGAAGGCCCUGCCCUCCGACUCCUUCUACCAGGAGUUCACUUGCUGGCAGAGACGGCGCACGGGCACAGUGCCCUCGCAGUGGCGCCGCUUCACUGAGCAGGCCCUCCGCAUGUUCCGCAGGCUCCUCUCGGUGGAGCAGGACAGACGCUGCUCCGUCAAAGAGGUGUUUGGCUACUUCAGCCACAGCUGGAUGCUUGAUGGAGACAGCAACGGGAACGGAGGAGGGGGCGGAGAGAGAGAGAGGGAGACAGGAGGAGGAGGGGUGAGGGUGGAGGGAGAUGGGAGCAGUACAUCGUCCUCGUCUGGAGAAGAGGAUGAGGAGAUGCUGGUGGAGAGGAUGAAGCAGCAGACUCUGUCUCCUCUCUCUCCUCCGGUGUCUGUGGAGAGGGGCACUGGGGAGACAAAGGCAGGGAUGACGGAGUCAGGUGGAGGACACCAUUUUGUGUCUGUUUCUACCACCAGCUCUGUGGCCUCGACUAACAGCUAUGACCGCAUGCCCAGAGACAGCAACAGCAACCAGCCCCCCGGGCGCAUAUUGGUGGCUACGCCUAUAGAGAUCUGUGUCUAAGAUGUGUGACGGGCCUGUGAAGGACUGAGAUACUGUGUACAGCACACAGACGUGCACACAGACACCUAUACUCGUAUACACACACAUAUCCAUACAUUCAAAUCAGUGGAGUCUGCUGAGGGGAGGACGGCUCACAAUAAUGUCUGGAAUGGAGUAAAUGGAAUGGUAUGAAAAACAUGGUUUUCAUGGGUUUGAUGCGUUCCAUUCACUCCAUUCCAGACAUUAUUAUGAGCCGUCCUCCCCUCAGCAGACUCCAAAACGGGGUCAACAGGAAGGACCUUUUAAAGAAUGAAUGAAUGAACAUUUUGCAAAGUGAAAAGGGAUCAAGUCAAGACAUUACGGAUGAUUCCCGUUGGGGUCUAAAAUGAUCCAGUCAGAGAUCAGUCAUACUACAGACACAACCAAUCUUUCUAGAGACUGCAAAGACUCAAUGAACCACAUACUGAACGAUCAGCCAACCAACCAACCAACCAACCAACCAACCAACAGACAGACAGGACAUGGAGAGGUUGAAAAACACAUUGUGAUAUGAAAUGCUGGUAUUCACAUGAAGACCAAAAGGUAUUUCUUAAAGCAAUAUAUUUCCCCCUAAAAAAAGACUGAAACCGAGGGCUUCAAUCGGGAGAAAAAAAGACUACAGGAGAGAUGUGCAGGAACCAUUUAUGGCAAAAAGAGAUGGAGAGGGAUGUUCUUUUGGUUGACGCUGAUAGAAUUGCCGCCUCAAUGAAAUAAUAUCAUCAAAAUUAACAGCAGUUUUAUGUUUACUGUAAUGCAAUGUGAACUCUGGUACAAAGUGUGUAUGUGUCUACAGUACGUGUGUAGGUGUGUGUGUGUGUGUACAGUACGUGUGUAGGUGUGUGUGUGUGUGUGUGUGUGUGUGUAAGCGUGUACGGUAUAUCACUGUAUGUUUCAUGUGUAUGGAUCAGAAAUACGAUUAGGUGGAUUUUUAUUUGUCUUUUGGAGUUACUUUAUUUCUUUAAAUGCUAAAUAUACAGAUGACAUUUUUUCUAUUGAUUUUGAAAAUGAGCUUUUAGGUGUUUUCUGUUUGACUAAUUUCAGUAAAGGUUUCUGGAAGCUCUAGUGCAGCGGUGUCAAACUCAUUCCACGGAAAGCCGAGUGUCUGCAGGUUUUAUUUUUUUCCCCUUUCAAUUAAGUCCUAGACAACCAGCUGAGAGUUCCCUACUAAUUAGUGACCUUAAUUCAUCAAUCAAGUACAAGGGUGGUGCGAAAACCCGCAGACACUCGGCCAUCCGUGGAAUGAGUUUGACACGUGCUCUAGUGCCACAUUUCUACUUGGUCUCCUGCAACACUUUUUGAACAGGAAAACGAAUACUGCUGCAACAGCUGGCUCUGGUAAAAUCACAGAGUUUAAUAGUAGUAUUUAUCUCUUCAGUUUAUCAUUUAGAUUUAGUCCGAUGAUGUGCUACACAUUAAUAUCGGAUCAUUCAAAGCCACCAGAUUGAGAAGACUAAGGCAUUCAUUUAGAUACAUGUUACAGAGAACUUUAUUCUGCCGUUGACAGCAAGCCGAGAUGUUCCAGAGCCUCCCGUCUGGAAACAGACAGAUAGCUGUUAAUGAUGUCCAACACUUUUAUCACCGACCCCUGAACACAAGGUUUCUAAAACUGGGUCCUGGAGCCCCCCCCCCUGGGUGCACAUUUUGGCUUUUGCCCUCACACUCGAGUUUGGGUAACCCUGCCUUAACAGAGACGUAUCUACUUCAUGGUAGAAAAAAAUAUUUUUGACAUAUUUUAGUCCAUUUAUUUGAUUGUUGUUUUGUUUUACAUUUCUAAAUGUUGACGAAUGGUGUAUUGUUUGUAGUUUUGAUUAUUAUUUCAAAUUUUAAAUUCAAGCAGGAAAAUACAGUGAAGAUUAGAUAUAUUUUUUUUUUAAUUGCAUGACAAGUAACUAAAACAUAUUUUCAUGGUAAAUUUGAACUGGCUUUACAAAAUGUUACGUCAAGAUUGUUGUGAUGUGGAAUUUUGCUUUAGCACUAUAUCCCCAAGUCAAUAUCGUUGUGACCUCUCGGGAUGUCCUUAGGGCUAGAAACCAGACUGAGCUAUAGUAACGGCUAGUUUCGGUUCAAUGUGUUGUGUUUGUAGGCUGUCGAUGCUGCGUUUCCAUCUCACCAAUCAGAUUUAGGAUCCAGAGCUACUGAUCGGCAGUAUGUAAAGCAUCUGUAUCGACAGUAUGUAAUACAUCUGUAUCUACAGUAUGUAAUUCAUCUGUAUCUACAGUAUGUAACGCAUCUGUAUCGGCAGUAUGUAAUGCAUCUGUAUCUACAGUAUGUAAAGCAUCUGUAUCUACAGUAUGUAAAGCAUCUGUAUCGGCAGUAUGUAAUGCAUCUGUAUCUACAGUAUGUAAUUCAUCUGUAUCUACAGUAUGUAAUUCAUCUGUAUCGGCAGUAUGUAACGCAUCUGUAUCUACAGUAUGUAAUGCAUCUGUAUCUACAGUAUGUAAUGCAUCUGUAUCUACAGUAUGUAAUGCAUCUGUAUCUACAGUAUGUAAUGCAUCUGUAUCUACAGUAUGUAAUGCAUCUGUAUCGACAGUAUGUAAUGCAUCUGUAUCGGCAGUAUGUAAUGCAUCUGUAUCUACAGUAUGUAAUGCAUCUGUAUCUACAGUAUGUAAUGCAUCUGUAUCUACAGUAUGUAAUGCAUCUGUAUCGGCAGUAUGUAAUGCAUCUGUAUCUACAGUAUGUAAUGCAUCUGUAUCGGCAGUAUGUAAUGCAUCUGUAUCUACAGUAUGUAAUGCAUCUGUAUCUACAGUAUGUAAUGCAUCUGUAUCUACAGUAUGUAAUGCAUCUGUAUCUACAGUAUGUAAUGCAUCUGUAUCUACAGUAUGUAAUGCAUCUGUAUCUACAGUAUGUAAUGCAUCUGUAUCUACAGUAUGUAAUGCAUCUGUAUCGGCAGUAUGUAAUGCAUCUGUAUCGGCAGUAUGUAACGCAUCUGUAUCGGCAGUAUGUAACGCAUCUGUAUCGGCAGUAUGUAACGCAUCUGUAUCAGCAGUAUGUAAUUCAUCUGUAUCGGCAGUAUGUAAUGCAUCUGUAUCGGCAGUAUGUAAUUCAUCUGUAUCGGCAGUAUGUAAUUCAUCUGUAUCGACAGUAUGUAAUGCAUCUGUAUCGGCAGUAUGUAAUGCAUCUGUAUCGGCAGUAUGUAAUGCAUCUGUAUCGGCAGUAUGUAAUUCAUCUGUAUCGGCAGUAUGUAAUUCAUCUGUAUCGGCAGUAUGUAACGCAUCUGUAUCGGCAGUAUGUAACGCAUCUGUAUCGGCAGUAUGUAACGCAUCUGUAUCGGCAGUAUGUAACGCAUCUGUAUCGGCAGUAUGUAACGCAUCUGUAUCGGCAGUAUGUAAUACAUUACAUACUGUCGAUACAGAUGCAUUACAUACUGUCGAUAGAUGCAUUACAUACUGCCGAUACAGAUGCAUCUGGAAUAGAUAGUUCACAAACAAAUGCAUUUUUGAUCAAGUGUGUCAGUAGCUCCUAAAUUCCCAAGUCUUAAGAAGUUGCAAGGGAAACCUGGGGAAGAUUGUUUUAGUAUCACUUCUUUGCUAAUCAAAACGUCACAAGAAAGAGUGAUGAAUUAGUCAUUAUAAAAGUCCGAAAAAAAGAUGAGAAAACAAAACAAAAAAACCUGUUGUGUUGUGAUUUUCCAGACAUAUUUGCAUGAAUCUGUAUGUGCUGGAAAACAAAUUGUGGAAAAGCUAUUUUCUGUUUUGCUGUCACAGCUGUAGUAUUCUGUUGUUCACACUUGGGUGUAUGAAUGUUGAAUAACAGUCAGUAAAAGUUACUUUCCUCUUUCAUCUGGCAACUUCCAACAAUGAACUGUUCAGUACGGGUUGUAGCCAGUUGUGGUAUCGUUGAAGUCAACCAUGAUCCGGGCAGAAGUUACCAUUUAAAUCCUCAGCUUAUCCAUCCAAGGGUGAACCCCCCCCCCACUAACCUUAGAUCAGUGUCUGGGGGGGAGGGGGGGGAUUACAUCUUGUGACAACCUAUGACCUUGUGUUCACCAACCCUGAUCCAGAGGACCCACUGGGCGUGGUGCAGGCUUUUGUUCUAGCCCAGCACUAAACACACUUGAUUAAACUAAUCAUCAAGACCGAAGGCUGUAGGUAAUAUACGAGUUGGACACGGAGGUUUGAGCGAAACUAUCAUGGCGUAAUGUGUUGGAAGUUGUUUAUUGGAGGCCUUUUUGUUUUUCUGUCCAGUGACAUAUUUUGACACCGCAUCAUGAUUUUUGUGGAGUUUUAGUGAGUAGGGGAACACAGCUCUAGAACUUGUGUCCGAUUCUGUCUUUGCAAUACAACGGUCUUCCCUGUAAGCUCCGAUUAGUCGACAAUAAAAUGACAAAUCUUGUUGGAA
Salvelinus fontinalis (brook trout) is the source of this 6079-nucleotide messenger RNA. RefSeq names its product serine/threonine-protein kinase SBK1-like. The coding region runs from base 449 to 1723 and encodes 424 amino acids. Gene Ontology annotation, molecular function: protein serine/threonine kinase activity; ATP binding. Gene Ontology annotation, biological process: peptidyl-serine phosphorylation; peptidyl-threonine phosphorylation. NCBI's taxonomy places the organism in Eukaryota, Metazoa, Chordata, Actinopteri, Salmoniformes, Salmonidae. The record is from RefSeq and is a predicted model, not a curated record. The transcript has 5 exons.